This is a messenger RNA of Megalobrama amblycephala (Wuchang bream), 1367 nucleotides long. RefSeq names its product meiosis inhibitor protein 1-like. The coding region runs from base 165 to 1367 and encodes 400 amino acids. The transcript is spliced from 11 exons. Lineage: Eukaryota; Metazoa; Chordata; Actinopteri; Cypriniformes; Xenocyprididae. Gene Ontology annotation, biological process: meiosis I. The record is from RefSeq and is a predicted model, not a curated record.
GUCUCGUGAUCUUGCUCUGAUUGGUCAGACUGACUCUCGCCGACGUGCUCGACCUCGCGCAGCCAGUCUGUAAUUCAAAUUUGAGAUUUGAAUUUAGUCUUUUAAUCUAUAAAUCUCAUUCAGAAUCAUCACAUCAGUCAAUUUCGUGUCGCAUAACGUGAAAAAUGUCGAGUUCAGACGUAAUCUGUGAGAGGAUUCACGACGGUCACGGGCCGCGGUGGGAGCGCGGCGGCAUUUGCGUCGCUUGCGUUGUGGAGAUGAUGGACAGAUCGGAUGUAUCGGCGGUGCGCAAGCGCGCGGCGCUCGUGGCCGUGAUGCGCGUGGCCGCGGUUCGGGAGCUGCUGUAUUGCGAAGAGGAACGAAGAAUAAACUUCAUCUCAUCAUUGCUGAGAACGCUGUUCAACGCUGUGGAUUCAUCCCUGCUGGAUCAGACCGUACAGGUUCUGCUUCAGAUGACGCUGGACGUCCCGAAUCAAGGGCUUCUGCUCUUCAUCCUGGACCAGAUCCACUCGCGGUGGACGGAUGUUGGCGGUCUGAAAGCGUCUUUGUCUUCCUUGACGUUUUUGGGGAAACUGCUGGACGCUCAUCCUGCUCUGAGCCAAACACUGACGUCCAGCCGCCCGCGUGUGCUGGAGUGUGUGUGUGCCGCUCUGCUGCUCUCAGAUGAAGAGGUGAAGGCCGCCGUGUGUUACGUGUUGUUGAGGAUCUGGAGCUCCGCCGCUGCCAUCCAGAUGCUUCCAGACACGCUCCGUCAGCGCAUGUGUGUGUUACUGCUGCACACGCUCUCAAACACACACACCACAGCGCUCACCGUCAACUGCCUGGGUGUUGUGAAGCAGAUGUGUCAGUACUCAGAGGUGGUGUGUGUGUUGAUGAAUCUGCAGGACGGCACUGAAGAUCCGCUGCCGUAUCAACCACUGCCGCUCAUCCUGAAGAAGUUGUUGUUGAGCGCUCAGGACUCUCUUCAGGUGGUGUCUGUGCGCUGUGUGUGUGCCGUACUGAUUCACGCUCCUCGACGCUUCACUGCUGCCUUCAUUCAGGCCGAUCUACCCGAGUUUCUGCUGGAGGUGAUGAGCAGCGGCUGCAGUGACGUGUUGCUGUGGUCCGUCUUCAGCUGUUUGCUGCUGCUGUCCGAAGACCCGCUCUUCUUCUCGCAGUGUCACGCCGUCUACGGUAUGGAGCCGUUAGUGCGCUGUCUGAAAGACACUCUGGGAAAGUCCAACACUGAGGUGCAGAAACAAGGACUGGAGCUGCUGUCGGCCAUUUUGGACAGGCAGCCUGCAGCCGUGCGUCUGUUCCCGACCGCCUCUGAGUUCACAGCUGUGUGUGAUGUCAUCAUGGCCAUUCACACAUCUAUUUUUAACUAA